This is a messenger RNA of Biomphalaria glabrata, 2012 nucleotides long. RefSeq names its product crystallin J1A-like. The record is from RefSeq and is a predicted model, not a curated record. The transcript is spliced from 8 exons. NCBI's taxonomy places the organism in Eukaryota, Metazoa, Mollusca, Gastropoda, Planorbidae. Bases 167 to 928 code for a protein of 253 amino acids.
AUAGAGUCAAGGUUGAGCAUGACUUGACAAUUUUUUCUCUAGAGUGUAGACUAUCUAUUCUAUCUAGAUCUAGAUCUAGUUUUUGUCCAGUUAGUUUGAACAUGAUGUUUCAAACAGAAUUACAUAAACAUGUAUUAAACUAAGUCUAUAGUUUAAACCAGGCCAGAUGGCUGAUCUGGAACAAAGAAAGAUUGCAGCGAUUGUUGGGGCUUGUGUGGCAGAUGCAGCAGCUCAGCCUUUGCACUGGGUCUACAAUGAUGAUGUUAUGCAAAGUGUCACGCAAGACAGAGAGGAUGUGGAAUUCUGGGUACCUUCUGCCAACCCUUAUUACAAGAUUGAAGGAGGAAGGAAUACUUGUUAUGGAGAUCAGGCCUAUGUCAUGUUGAAGUCUCUUGUAGACUCUGGAAGUUUUAAUUUAGAAAAUCUGACAAAAGCUAACUAUGACUUCUUUGGGCCAGAGUCUGAGUAUGAGAAACCAGAAUCAGAUAUCCAAGAGUCCUAUCCUGUGAACAGACCAUGGCGCCACGGAUGCCUUAGAGAUUUUAUCAAAAACAUUCAUGAUAAAGUUACACCACCAGGUUCUCCUGAGGAUGACCAAAUUGACUGCGCUGUCAGAAUCAUUCCAUUAGUGGCUAUGUAUGCAGGUCACCCUCAAAUGUUGGAAGUGGUAGAAAAAGGCCUCAGGGUCUUACAAGAAUCUGAUUUAGCUGCCACUAUAGGGCUGGCUGCAGCAAGGAUACUGGAACAGUAUAUUUUGCUUGGUGACCCUGGAGAUGUUCUAACAACAGUUUCUAAUAAACUAAGCGACGCUCAUCGAGAAUACCCCCAGGAGCUGGACAAAGCUGUGGCUGGGCAGAUUCAUCAAGUUGAGAGGGUCAGAAAUGAGCCUCAUGCUGUUGCGGUGAACAAAUAUUUCAAAAAGAGCUGACAUUUGCCUGAGUCCUUUCAGUCCACUUUGCAUGGUGUUGUCACUGCUGCUGGCUAUGUGGCUGGCAUUCGUUCAACCAUUAAAGUAGGUGGUUGUAAUGCGUCUCGUAGUGGUUUUAUCGGUGCUUGUCUUGCAGCAAAGGAUGGCCUUGAUACAAUCCCCGAGAGCUGGAAGCUUAAAACCACAAGGUUUCCAGAAGUUUACGACCUUGCAACAAAGUUGGCGAAGUUAACUGUGUAAUGGAUGCUGUCCCUUUGAUCUCAUCAGACUGGUGUACAUUGACAACUCAAAGUAACUCUUCACAGACUUUGUUUUUUUAACACAAAACUUUGUGACAGGACAUGGCCAUCAUGCCAUUAAAUUUGAGCAUCUUUGAAUUGUUUGUUAAAUUGGAGUUGUCAAUAAACAUUUCUUCUUGUAAACAUUUCUUUGUGCCUAAACUCAAACUCAACUCAUACUUUUAAAUCUAUAGUAUAUUUAGAUAAGCGUCACUGCGCUAGUAGAAAUUAUUUGUGCAUACUGUUUCAGAUAUACUUUUAAACCUAUAGUAUAUUUAGAUAAGCGUCAAGAACACCUUUUUUGUCACUGUGCUAGUGGAACAAAAUGUUUUUCCUUUAUUUUUAUUUCUGGAUGACAACUACCGUAGCCUACCUUACAUCUACCACAUAAUCUUUUAAGUUCUUGUAACCUUCAAUCAUUCCAGCACCAGGCUAGAGUGAAACACAUCCACUUUCAAAACUGCUGCUCAAUAAGUUGAGAAUGUUUCUUCAACACUCCAAGCUUGCAUACAUCUAUAUGAAAACUUUAUGAUAACUUUGGCGUAAAUUCAGCAACGUCAACAGUUUGAUAUCUAAUUUUGUUUUCAUUUGUAUGUAUACAAGUAUAUGUGUUGAAAACAUUGUAAAUGAUCCAACAGAUUUAUCAUUACUUCCAUUUACACUGUUGUUCAUUAACAUAAUAUAAUUACUAAAAAAAAUAUAUUGUAUUAUAUACCUUUUAAUUUUUUUUUAAAUGUGCUGUUUUCAACUUUGUUACAAAUUGAUGUUAAUUUAAAUUCCACAGUAAUAAAAUUUAUUAUACCGUA